AUGGCGGAGCUGUUGCCGCCUACUGCGGAGGAUUUUUUGUUUUCGUGUUUCUCUGGUAGUUUGCGGAGAUUCAGACUAACAGGUUGCCAAGGGUUGCUCAGGCUUGCCCUUUUAGCCGCGCCUCAACUCAGUCAACAGACCAUUCCCGUCCUCCAGACAGACACAGACUCGUCACCCUCAAACUCCCGAGUCAAGUUCUCCCCCCUCUCUCUCAUCUCACCUGCCCACCAAAAAAUUGCCGACCCGAGACAUCGGAAGCAUCUUCAGUUUUUAGCCGUGGGGGUCACUGUCGACUUUCCCCGAUUGACCAUUUUUGUCUCAGGCCAAGAAGAUAGCCCAAGCUCCAGCCCUCCCCAGUCUCUCCUCAGCUCAGCUGCUGUGUCUCUCUCCCCACGUCCGUCUCACAAGCCCGCCGAAAACCACCAACCCACAGUCUCCACCCAGCGGCGUCCCCUCGCCCCCCUGCUGGACCCGAAGACCGGCCCCGGCCCCGGCGCUACCCUCCGCAGAGGCACCCGCAGACAGCCAGAGACACGCUGCUCGUGUCCCCGUCGUCGUCUUUUUGGACCCGGCAUUGGCCAGAUCAAAGCCUGA
Messenger RNA from Ilyonectria robusta, 594 nucleotides. RefSeq lists its product as uncharacterized. The transcript has 3 exons. NCBI's taxonomy places the organism in Eukaryota, Fungi, Ascomycota, Sordariomycetes, Hypocreales, Nectriaceae. The coding region runs from base 1 to 594 and encodes 197 amino acids. The record is from RefSeq and is a predicted model, not a curated record.